Molecule: messenger RNA, 1124 nt
Organism: Biomphalaria glabrata
Lineage: Eukaryota; Metazoa; Mollusca; Gastropoda; Planorbidae
Exons: 5
Coding region: 215-952 (245 amino acids)
Source: RefSeq, a predicted model, not a curated record
UUUUUGUGUGCUUGGGUAACUGAUUUCCUGUAUGACUCUAAGCGUCCCUAUCCGAUUCCGAUAUUGGACGGGCCCUUUGUUUUAGGACCAGAUAUAUAAAUAUGAUGAAGAGGCAAUACCAUGGUAGUUCGUGGUAGCGUAUGUCUUACUGACAUAGUCUUAUAAAAUAUUGUAUGCAACUUACAAUUGUAUUGAUACUUUAACACUUACGAAGAUGACAGUGUUGGAAGUGACAGUAGUGCUGCUUUGUCUAGUGGUGGUCAGUCUGGGCCAUGGUCGUUUGAUGGAUCCUCCCUCCCGAAUGUCGGCCUGGAGAGUUGGCUUCGACGUGCCUACAAACUACAAUGACCAGGGAAUGAACUGUGGAUCUUCUGGGACUCAGUGGGGUCAAAACGGAGGUAAAUGUGGAAUAUGUGGAGAGUCCUGGUCAGCAGUUAAACUUUAUGAAAGACCAUAUGGGUCAAUGGUACAACAUAACAUAAUAACCAGACAGUAUGAAGAGAGCUCAGAAAUUCAAGUCGCUCUGGACAUAACAGCUAAUCAUAAGGGCUGGAACGAGUUUCGUAUUUGUGAUAUCGCCAAAUCUGGUGGAAUUGAAGCCACCCAGGCAUGUUUGAAUAAAACUCUUUUGGCAGAUCGCAGUGGUAAGACUCGAUUUGAUCUUUCAAGUAAUAAAACUGGUUUCUUUUACUACUCCUUGAGACUACCGCCAGGAAUGACGUGCAGUCACUGUGUCCUACAAUGGAAGUGGAAAACAGGUUUAAGCUGGGGUUGCGAUGACCUAGGCUGUGGAAUAGGUCGAGGUGAUGCACAUGAAGAGUUCUACGGCUGUUCAGACGUCAGCAUUGUUCCUAAAGGUUCCAGCGUGAGCAGAGCGCCAACUCAAACCACCAGCAAGUUGUUAAUGUUCAUGAGGACAACUGCAAAGUCCACAGUCAGACCUCAAGGCUAACAUCACACAGUCAGACCUCAAGGCUAACAUCACACAGUCAGACCUCAAGGCUAACAUCACACAGUCAGACCUCAAGGCUAACAUCACACAGUCUACAAACUGAAAUGUUUCCAAGUUUAACAAAAUAAUUGUUAAUAAAAUGCUCAAAAAUAUAUUCCACUGAUUAUACGAA